AUGACUAUGCUCAGCGUCUUGGUCCAUCAGCCCCUCAUCGCCUUCUCCGUCUUGGCCCAUCAGCCCCUCAUCGCCUUCUCUGUCUUGGUCCAUCAGCCCCUCAUCGCCUUCUCUGUCUUGGUCCAUCAGCCCCUCAUCGCCUUCUCCGUCUUGGCCCAUCAGCCCCUCAUCGCCUUCUCUGUCUUGGUCCAUCAGCCCCUCAUCGCCUUCUCUGUCUUGGUCCAUCAGCCCCUCAUCGCCUUCUCCGUCUUGGCCCAUCAGCCCCUCAUCGCCUUCUCUGUCUUGGUCCAUCAGCCCCUCAUCGCCUUCUCUGUCUUGGUCCAUCAGCCCCUCAUCGCCUUCUCCGUCUUGGCCCAUCAGCCCCUCAUCGCCUUCUCUGUCUUGGUCCAUCAGCCCCUCAUCGCCUUCUCUGUCUUGGUCCAUCAGCCCCUCAUCGCCUUCUCCGUCUUGGCCCAUCAGCCCCUCAUCGCCUUCUCUGUCUUGGUCCAUCAGCCCCUCAUCGCCUUCUCUGUCUUGGUCCAUCAGCCCCUCAUCGCCUUCUCCGUCUUGGUCCAUCAGCCUCUCAUCGCCUUCUCUGUCUUGGUCCAUCAGCCUCUCAUCGCCUUCUCCGUCUUGGUCCAUCAGCCCCUCAUCGCCUUCUCCGUCUUGGCCCAUCAGCCCCUUAUCUCCUUCUCUUUGGUUCAAUGGGCCCCCACAGUUAUCCGCACCUCGGUCCACAGGUGUUGGCCAUUGCCAAUCAUGGCUGACGAUUAUCGAAGUAGAUGA
Messenger RNA from Perkinsus marinus ATCC 50983, 765 nucleotides. RefSeq names its product Pupal cuticle protein G1A, putative. Lineage: Eukaryota; Perkinsozoa; Perkinsida; Perkinsidae. The transcript has a single exon. The coding region runs from base 1 to 765 and encodes 254 amino acids. The record is from RefSeq and is a predicted model, not a curated record.